Dermatophagoides farinae (American house dust mite) is the source of this 481-nucleotide messenger RNA. RefSeq names its product nanos homolog 2. NCBI's taxonomy places the organism in Eukaryota, Metazoa, Arthropoda, Arachnida, Sarcoptiformes, Pyroglyphidae. Gene Ontology annotation, molecular function: zinc ion binding; RNA binding. The record is from RefSeq and is a predicted model, not a curated record.
UUUUGUUUUGAUUUUACUUUUUUGGUUUUAUUGAAGCAAACAACAAAAUGUCCGAAAAUCCAAAAAAGAUUAAACCAUACUGGACUCAGCCAUCCGAGCCGAUUUAUCCUAAUGGAAAUGUUGAUUAUAUCAGUAUUGAAUUAAUGAGAAAUUAUAGAGGACCAUCUUGCAAUUUUUGCCGUGAAAAUGGUGAACCAUUUCAAAUUUGGUCAUCACAUUAUUUGCGUGAUCAGAAUGGCAAACUUCAAUGUCCAAUUUUACGGUCACAUAGUUGUGAGUUUUGUGGAGCAACUGGAGACCAUGCUCACACAAGAUCAUAUUGUCCAUAUAAACAUAAUCCAUUGGUAACCGAUGUUCUUGGACAAGAACAUUUUUACAAUAUGGUCGAUUUAAAACGUGAUGAAUACAAUUCGGCUGGAAAACCGACACCAAGUCGUUUUCGUAAAAAAAAAUAAAUGGAAUCAUAAUCAUUGAAAUUCAA